Molecule: messenger RNA, 1458 nt
Organism: Notodromas monacha
Lineage: Eukaryota; Metazoa; Arthropoda; Ostracoda; Podocopida; Cyprididae
Source: the annotation of a GenBank genome assembly
AUGACUCAGCAAGCACAGACCAUCCAAGGCUCAAUUGUCGCAAUCGUCACCCCUAUGUUUGAAGAUGGCAGCGUAGAUUGGAAGGGUCUAGAGAAGCUCGUUGAGUGGCACAUCGCACAAGGCACAAAUAGCAUUGUUGCUGUCGGUACAACGGGUGAAGCGUCUACUCUAAGCAUGAAAGAGCAUACACAAGUGAUUAAAGAAAUCAUUCGUGUCGCGAACAAACGCAUCCCUAUUAUUGCGGGUACUGGCGCGAAUUCAACGCGUGAAGCCAUCGAGUUGACUAAAGAAGCCAAAGAACUCGGUGCAGAUGCUGCUCUUCUGGUUACCCCUUAUUAUAAUAAACCGACCCAAGAAGGCCUAUAUCAGCACUAUAAAGCUAUUGCUGAAGCUGUUGAUCUUCCUCAAAUUCUGUAUAACGUACCUGGUCGUACGGGUGUCGAUAUGGCGAAUGAAACGGUCAUUCGUUUGGCCGAUAUUCCACAAAUUGUGGGCAUCAAAGAUGCCACAGGUGAUGUCCCUCGUGGUCAAGCCCUGCUCGAAGGCCUUGCUGGCAAAGCGAUGACCGUCUAUUCAGGUGAUGAUGCAACAGCUUAUCAACUGAUUCUGUCGGGAGCAAAAGGCAAUAUUUCUGUGACUGCAAACGUUGCACCCAAAGAAAUGAGCGAUGUUUGCGCGGCAGCACUGGCAGGCGAAGCUGAAAAAGCUGAAAACCUAAAUACCCAAGUUGCAAAUUUACACGAAAUUCUAUUUUGCGAAUCAAACCCAAUUCCUGUGAAAUGGGCACUUCAUGAAAUGGAGUUAAUCGAAACGGGUAUUCGUUUACCAUUAACACCACUUGCAGAACAAUAUCGCACACCGCUCCGUGAAGCACUCACAACGGCGGUCGUCAGUUUAGCGGGUUGUAGUUCUCUUGCAGUCAAUAACGGUAGUUUGGACUAUAAAGAAACAGCAAGCUUGGAACCUCUUAAAUACCCUGAAGGCUCAAUGGUUCGACCUGCAACGCCGUUGUAUCCAGCUCCAACGGUUGAAGCACUCGCUCUUGAACAUGCACCUGUACUUGAAAACAAGCGCGGAAACCGUUUUGCAAUGCCGCGCCCUCAAGCUGCUCAAGUCAUGUCGAAUGCAGAAUCAACGGAAACAGUUGAUACAGCUGUGAGUCGCCCUCAAUUGAUUAUUGACGGAAAUAAGAAUCCGCUGCUCAAAAUUGAGGGAAAUUCUGCUACAAUUUGGCAAUAUACGCUUGCCACCCUCAGCAGCCUCAACCAUCAAAUUGUUGGUCAAAGCAAAAAUGGUUAUGAAGCAACCAUUAAAAUCGAUCAACAGGUCUAUGUGUUAAGACUGACCGCGGUCGGCAGCAGCAACAACCUCGCUGUGUUCAAUGCCGAUAACAGUUUUGCAGCGCCUGAAAAAGCCACAGAAUUGUUAACCCAGAUUUACCAAAAUUGGCCAGCCUAG